AUGGGAUCAUCACCGGACGACGACGUGAACGACGACUUUAGCGCGCGUCGCUUUGUCGAGCACGUUUCCGAGCGAGUCCUCGUGGGCGCUUUACUCGCGCUUUUUAUCCACCAGAAGGAAAGCUUAAUCAUUUUAGCGCUGAUGACCCUUUUGGAACCUGUGUUCCAGAAAGCUGUGGAAGCAGUCGGCGAUAUCCUGGGAUGGCUGAGACGAUUACAUCAUCUGAGAAAACUGAACUGCGCGCCCGGGUAUAACGCGUUCAUCGGGCACACCGUUCCUCUGUUCAAAGCGGUCGGAAAGUACCCGUGCACGUGGGAUUUGUUCGCGUUUUGGUCGUCGGCGAAAGCGCCGAAACCGGUGAGAGUGCAAAUAUUUACGAGGCACUGCGUGGUCAUCGCGGACCCGGAACCGAUUAAAAGAGUGUUUAAUUCAAACAUUAAGAAUUACGGGAAAGACACGGAGUUCGCGUAUAACCCGUUCUUGGAUAUUUUAGGCACCGGUUUGGUGACGAGCGAAGGAGAGAGUUGGAAACGGCAACGAGGACGGAUAUCGCAAGCGCUGAGGAUGGAAAUUUUGGACGACGUGGUGGAUAUCGCCACCAGAGCGGUGGACAGGUUGUGCGUGAAGUUGGAGAAAAUCAGAGGGACGGGGGAAGAGAUUGAGUUAGCGGAGGAGUUUAGGUUGCUGACGUUACAGGUGAUUGGUGAGGCGAUUUUGAGUUUAUCGCCGGAGGAGUCGGACGAGGUGAUGCCGAAUUUGUAUUUGCCGAUUAUGGAGGAGUGUAAUCGACGAAGUUUGGAACCGUGGAGAGCGUAUUUACCGAAUAAAGAGUAUUUCGACCACAAGGAUAGGGUAAAGAAGUUGAACGCGUACGUGAUCAAGUUGAUCAGGCAAAGAUGGAAGUUGAAACAUUCCGUGACGGCGACGCCAAACGCGGACGAUUCCAUCGAUAAUCCGCACGCGGAUAUUUUGGAUCGCGUGUUGGCAGACGUGCCGAAAAGCGAAUACGGGCCGGAAGUGGAGAGGCAAAUGUGCGAUGAGAUCAAGACGUUCUUAUUGGCUGGCCACGAAACUUCCGCGGCGAUGUUGAUUUGGACGACGUGGGAGUUGGCGAAGGCGCCGGAGAAGAUGAAAAUAGCAACCGAAGAGGCGAAAAAAGUGUACAAGAAUAGCGAGAAAAAGAAUAAGAAAACGCCUUCGAGAGAUGAUUUGAACGGGUUAGAAUACAUCGUCGGCGCGUUGAAAGAGUCUUUGCGUUUGUACUCCGUAGUGCCGGUGGUUACUCGUAAAUGUUUAGGUGACGAUUAUUUAGGCGGCGAGUUCAUUCCGAAAGGCACGACGGUUAUUAUUUCCGUCCAAGGCGUCCACCACAGAGAAGACUUGUGGGAAAGCGCGCAAGCGUUUGAACCGAGAAGGUUCGUCGGAAACGAAACCGACGAGACCGGGAAUUAUUCAUACCUACCGUUUAUCCAAGGUCCUCGAAACUGCUUGGGUCAAUAUUUAGCGCUUUUGGAAGCUCGAGUGGUCAUGGCGAACUUGUUGAGAAAGUUCAAGUUCACCUCGAGCCGAGAGACGAACGGGGCUAAACACACGAAGAUGAUUCCAAUCGCCCCCGCCGAUGGCAUUUGGUUCACCGUAGAUUAA
This is a messenger RNA of Bathycoccus prasinos, 1644 nucleotides long. RefSeq lists its product with no specific name. The record is from RefSeq and is a predicted model, not a curated record. NCBI's taxonomy places the organism in Eukaryota, Viridiplantae, Chlorophyta, Mamiellophyceae, Mamiellales, Bathycoccaceae. Bases 1 to 1644 code for a protein of 547 amino acids. Gene Ontology annotation, molecular function: heme binding; oxidoreductase activity, acting on paired donors, with incorporation or reduction of molecular oxygen; monooxygenase activity. The transcript has a single exon.